Cladocopium goreaui is the source of this 4335-nucleotide messenger RNA. NCBI's taxonomy places the organism in Eukaryota, Dinophyceae, Suessiales, Symbiodiniaceae. The record is from the annotation of a GenBank genome assembly.
AUGGCUAAGAAAGAAUCCAAACCCAAGACUGUCCGGAAUAGGAAGGGGCAGAAGGCCAAGACUGGUCUUUCCAAGCCCGUGAAGCUUCCAGAAAAGAAAAAAUCGAAAAAGCCAGGCUCCAAACAAGUCACUGUUGGAGAGAAGGUUCCGCUGGAGCCUGAGCUGCCUGCCUCCCAGAGCUUCUGUGGCCAAGCUCCCGCUCUCCCCUUGGGAACAUGGACGAUGGCCAGUGACUGCAGUGGUUUGUGCACAGAGGGUUUGGCUUCGAAUCUGACCCUCCCAGAUGUCAAAGUUAUCCACAAAUAUGCUUCUGAGUUGAAAUUUAUCGAAGAUGUCAUUGGCCCAGACCAUCUUCAUGCCGAUAUGACACAAAAGGAGUCUCUUCCAGCAGAGCUGUGGGCAGAUUGUGAUCUGUACUGCGUUGGAUUCCCGUGUCAGAGUUAUUCCAGAGCAGGUCGAAAAGGAGGCGCCCAAGAUGACCGAGGAGCCCUUAUGGCGCAUGUUCCUGCCCAAAUCGUGAAGCAUAAGCCCAAAUCAUUCAUUGCAGAGAAUGUAUUGGGAUUGCUUCAACUGUUUCCAAAGCAGUUCAACUGGUUGAUCCAGACUCUGCGUGGUUUGCGGGAUGAGCGUUACAACGUCUAUUGGGGCAAGAUGUCUACCGUUCAGCAUGGAGGAUUACCUCACCACAGGGAUCGCUUGUACGUGGUGGGAAUUCGUGCUGACGUGCAGAUCCGGGCAUUCCAGUUCCCAACGCCUUUCCCAAGACAUAUCACUUUGGAGCAACUGUUAGGACCUGGAGUUGAACCCAAGAAGGACUUGGCAAGCAUGACUGUGGAUGCUGAUGGAUCCAUGCUGAGCAACACAGUUCGUAAGAACUUGGCGCAAUUUCAGAAAGAGGUCUCUCAAAAAAACCUCCUCCAUGCUGACUGGAUCGUCGACUGCGGCGGGUCCAAGCCAACAUACAUGUUGGGCAAGUGCCCAUGCCUGAUUCUCAGCAGGUGCAAGGGGAAACAUGGUUACUGGAGCCAAUUGCACCAAAGGUUCUUGGGCCCCAAGGAUUUUUUCUUGCUCCAAGGCAUCCCUGUGCAUUCCUACUGCUACGAUUCUUCCAAGCACACAGCUAGCACUUUGGGCGAGCUGGCUGGCAACGCAAUGAGCGUUGCAGUUGUGAGACGAAUUGUUCGCCAGAUCCUUUUGGCCAGAGGAUACUGCUUUUGGCAACGAAACGUCAAGUCCUUCACCUCCUGUGAGCGUGGGACCAAGGAGGCGUCCCACGCCUCCUGCACCCACCCUAAGGAAGGCAUUGAGGGAGGGACAUGGGAGGAUUGCAUCGAGAUCCCUGCAUUUGCCGUCUAUUUGACCUACAGGGAGCAGGAACGACAGUUGGAGUUGCUGGUGACGGCAUCUCAGUGCAACGUGAACCUCCCGCAAGCUUUCAUCGGAAGGAUUGCACACGCAAUCAAGCGUGCCGAACAAGAAGCUGCAAGAGGACAUGUGCGAUGGCUUGAUCACAUCGCACCGAACGUUGAUCCAAAGGUCGUUCAAAAUGUCUACAAAGCAAUUGGAAGCACCGAGGGCGCAAAGAGAGCUAUGGAUGACGUAGCAAAGGCUGAGGCACGCGCGUCUGAAGCUGAUGCCAAAUCGAGGGGUGGUCCAAAGGCCUAUGGUCCCAGAUCACCUCCACCAAAGGUCGCGCCCACAAGUGCCCCAAGCUAUUCAAGCUCUUCCUCAUCUGCAGCAGCUGGUCCUGCAAAAGCCAAGCCUGCACCCAAGCAGAUGCCAACGCCCGGUUUCACCAGCCUGGCUGCAGGGGAGGAUGGUUGUUUAGGCAUCACCCCAGAGGUGCCCUUGGGGCGGCUUCAGGGCGACGUGCACCGAUGGGUGGCCACUGGAAACUCUGGCACCAUCGCCGCGGUGCCCAGAGGGGUUGAUACCCGUGGUUUCGCCAUGGAGUGGACUCUGUCGGUCUUGAAGGACGAGGCGAAUCAAAGACUUCAGCUACGCGACAUCGCCUUGGGCUACAGAAGCCAGUCGCCUUCGAGGCUUUCCUGUUGCAGUGGCAAGAGUCCCAGGUCGCGUGGGAGGUUGGUGGCUGUAGCGCUGAUGGACAGCGGAGAUGUCUUUGCCUCGCAGGCAUGGUACGACGACGGCGGCGAUGGGCGCGAGGGGCACCUGCCUAUGAGUUGCCCCGAGUGGCAGCCACUGCCCAGUCUGCAAUCCACCCUCGUGGCCGCAGUAGCCUGUGGUGGUGGCUUUGCGAUGGCUCUCACCGCAGGGGGCGAACUUUUCGCAUGGGGAAGUUCCCCCGAGGGUGCCAUGGGCACCGGUAGCCUUGGCGACGUCACACGGCCCACUUUGGUACGAGGGCCGUUGGCAAAGUGCCGUGUUGCAGUCAUCGCCUGCGGUGAGUGCCAUAGCGUGGCGGCGACCUUCGAUGAGGAAGACCGCCUGGGUGCGGUCUAUUCCUGGGGUUUGGUCGCAGCAGAUGGACGCCUGGGCUACGUGGAUGACGAGGUUCAUCCCCAGUCGUCUCCACGAGAAGUGUCGUGGAUCAGCGCACAGCUUGUCGCAGUCUUGACCCUGCGACGAGGCGCCUUGGCGGUUCCAAGGGGGUCUUCACGGAGGUUGCCACAACGCAUCACGCAAGUGAGCUGUGGCUGGCGACACAGUGUCCUCGUGUGUCAGGGCUCCGUGGUGUGCUUCGGCGCCAACGACUUUGGGCAGCUGGGUAGAUGUGCCAAAGAGCCCCAGGAAGUGAGGUCAAAGAUACCUCCCUUUGCUCAUUGCCCAUUGCUGGAGGACAGCGACCAUCGCACCAUAGAGGAGGCUCGACGUCUCUGUUGCGGUCCGCUGCAUACGGCAUGCGUCUGCUCCACUGGGCAUGUCCAUGUUUGGGGGUUGGACCUACAGCAAGGAAUGAAGGCCAGAGCCCCCUGGUGCGUCCCCGACUUCGGUCCAGUGAGGCCGGUGGUGGCUCUAUGUUGCGGUGCCCACUUCCUGGUUUGUUCAGCGGAGGUGGUGUUGCCUCGCUCCACGGAAGCGCAGAUUGAUGUGCCUCAAGAGGAGCUGCUUCUGGGCUACUGUGCAGAAAGCCUAGCACCAGGCACCCGUUCUGGUCCUGCGACAUCCUCCAACUCUUGGAGGCCAUCUCAUCUCCCACCAAAGUGCGAAGAGGAGUCCAAGCAUCAUCAGAACUUGGUGCGAGAACUGGAAAGAAGCGUUCAACGUCGGCUUCUUCAAGAACAGCGGGAGGAGCAGCAGCGUCAGCAACGUGAGCAACGCCGCGAGCGGCGGUUGCAGGAGCAUACAGAGCUCUGGUUUCAGCUCCUCCCAAACUUCGUGCCAGGCGAAGGCGUCACGGCGCGGAUGCAGCGGCUAUGGCGCCAGGGCUUACCACCGAAGGUGCGAGAGGUGUUGUGGCCGGUGGCCAUCGGAAAUGUCUUGCGCAUCACCCCUGAGUUGUUUGAGAUACACAAACAGCGAGCGCUGGAUGCACGAAAGAACCAGGACAGCGUACCAUGGAGGCCCCGAAGCCGCGGCAAAGAACAGAGCACCACUUGCAUCCCAUUUGACCUACCUCGGACCUUUCCCACCUUGGCCUUUUUCGACGAGGGAGGGCCUUUGCACGAAGACUGUGCUCGCAUUUUGGAGGCCUACACGUUCUUCCGGCCAGACAUUGGCUACGUGCAAGGGAUGAGUUACCUGGCUGCAAUGCUCUUGCUGUACCUUCCAUCCUACCAGGCAUUUGUUGGACUUUGCAACCUUCUGAACACUCCAUCAGUACUUGGACUCUACCGACUUGAGCCACAAGCAAUGGCCUGUCGAGCCAGAGUGUUUGAACAGCUCUGUUUUCAACAACUCCCAGCAGUGGCGAGGUGUAUUGAGAAUGUUGGUCUCACACCAGAAAUGUUCUUAAUUGAUUGGUUUCUCACCAUUUUUGCCAAGUGUCUCAGUGUGGAUGUGGCCUCGGUGGUCUGGGACCUCUUUCUCCUCGAUGGUGAGGUGGUCCUUUAUUGCACAGCCAUUGCGAUCCUUCGAAUUCUGGAGGAUCCAUUGCUCCACCCUGAUGGUCGCCGUGGACCCAAAGCGGUCCCGCCAGACCUCGAGAGUUGUUUCCGGGUCUUGAACGAGGAGUUGCGAAGUCGCGUUCACGAUCCCGAUGAAUUGCUGUGGCACAUCGAUCAGGUCCGACGAAGGACGCCGCACAGGAUUUGCGUCGAGAUUCGCGCCAUCGAAAAUACCGAGUUCGGAACUGGCCGAAGCUUCACCGUUCCAAGCCCAACUGCUUCGUUUUUUGCAGCGGCGAAGGAUCGGAUGUCUCGCUUGUUUCGCUAA